This is a messenger RNA of Myzus persicae (green peach aphid), 856 nucleotides long. Its product is annotated as odorant receptor 67a-like. The record is from RefSeq and is a predicted model, not a curated record. The coding region runs from base 1 to 585 and encodes 194 amino acids. The transcript is spliced from 6 exons. Gene Ontology annotation, biological process: sensory perception of smell; detection of chemical stimulus involved in sensory perception of smell. Gene Ontology annotation, cellular component: plasma membrane. Gene Ontology annotation, molecular function: olfactory receptor activity; odorant binding. Lineage: Eukaryota; Metazoa; Arthropoda; Insecta; Hemiptera; Aphididae.
AUGGUAAUAUCAUAUCAAUACAAAUUAUUAGCAUCUGCAUUUGAAGUUUUGGAGUACAGAAUGGACAAUAAAGAUGAUAGCAUUCUAAGUGAUGAGAAACUUCUGGAGACAUUUAUAUCAAUUGUUUCAGAUAGUCAAAUAAUUCACAAGAAAUUAAAAAUGCUUUAUGAUAUUAUACGUCCAAUCGGUUUGAUUCAGUUGAUGGCAGAUGCUUUAGGAAUGAUAUGCAUGCCUUAUUUAAUUGUAGUGUACUUCGUGAAAUACGGAUCGUUAUUUAAUCCAGAAACGUUAAAAUUCGUGUUUACGUUGGGUAUUGCUGGAGUGCAGUCAUACAUGUAUUGUAGUUUAUUUCAACGCGUCAAUGACAGAAGAGAUGGAGUCAAUUUUGGAUUAUAUUGCUGUGACUGGCCAGGAAUGAACAUCCAUAUGAAAAAGAUGAUUCUAUUCACAAUGCAAAUGAACAGUUCAAAUAAAUUAAAUAUGAAUAUUACCACACAUAAAGCUAUUAAUCUCCCAUUGCUUUCAACAAUUAUACGAUUGUCUUAUCGUAUAUCGUCCGUAUUGAUUAAUUCCAAUAUUAACUAAUAAUAAUCAGUAGCACUGUAUAUUUAAAAAAACAAAAGGUAAUUUUUGCGGCUCUGGACAUCCAUAAAAUAUGGAAAUAUGUAACAUUUUAGUUCAAAAUAUCUUAAUACUUUAGCUAAGAAAAACAGUGAUAUAUUUUUAUACGUUGUAAAUAAACUAACUAUUGCCUCUAAUAUUAUAGUUUUACAUUCCUAGUUAAAUAUUGUAUUGAACUUUAUGACAGAAUAAGACUUAAGACAAAUUAUUGAAAUAUAUGGGUGCCAUUAGGUUA